GAGACGAGAGAAAGACGCCGACAUGGCUGAAGCAGAGGAAAGCGAAGUUACUUCUGGAGGACUUUUUCAAGAAAUCUUCACGUCCCCGCUGAACCUCACCUUGUUAAGCCUAUGCUUGUACUUGCUUUACAAAAUCUUCCGCGGUGAUAGCCCAUCGCCAGUGGGCGAGGUGGAGAAACCGCUGCCUAAAAUGAAAAAGAGGGAUUUUACUCUGGCAGAGUUGAAGCCUUACGACGGAGUGCAGGAUCCGCGGAUUCUCAUGGCCGUUAAUGGGAAAGUGUUCGAUGUGACCAGAGGAAAGAAGUUCUACGGACCAGAUGGGCCAUACGGGGUGUUUGCAGGCAGAGAUGCAUCCAGAGGUUUGGCCACCUUCUGCUUGGACAAGGAGGCCCUGAAGGACGAAUACGACGACCUGUCAGAUCUGAACUCCAUGCAGCAGGAGAGCCUGUCUGAGUGGGAAAGUCAGUUCACAGAGAAAUACUACUACAUCGGCAAGCUUCUGAAACCAGGCGACGAGCCAACAGAAUACACCGACAACGAGGAGGGAAAAGAUAAGAAGACUGAAUAAAGGACAAAGGGAUGCAGAGGGGAAAAGGAGAGAUGCCUUAAUGUUUGUAAUUUGAAGCCUCUGGUCUACUUUGCAGUGUUCUCAGCAAACAUUUCUAUUUUCACCAAACAUCCUUCAACUUUUGGACCAGGCAUAGAAUCUAAAUUCAUCUCCGUUUAUUUGUCUGAAGGGCAUUAAUGGUUAAACACCCCGAGUAAUAGCUUUAAGGAUGGAGAAGUAAGCAACAAAAUCCUGAAACGUAUCAAGCUGGAAGCUCGCUCAGAUAAAUGGCCUGUUUGAUGAUGUGGAGGGGUCAAUACAGUUCAUUAAGAAAGUUUAAAUAAAGUUAGAGUUGCUAUACAUCUGGCGAAAGGGGAUGAACCUGAUGUUUUAUCUGAAUUCAGACACUGGGCGCAGUUAAAAAGCUUUAAAGGGCUGUUUUUGGAUCAUUCCAUGUUUCUGAUGGGAGCCUUUUAAAGGACGGACUCUUCAAACACAUUCCCACAAUUCAGAGGAUAAAUAUCCUAAAUGUCUACAAGUAGAGUGUAAUAAAUAACUGAAAUAGCAAGUUAUUAUUAUAAAGUGACGGUCUAGAUUUUUUUUUUUUUUUUAUACAUGAUGAAAUAAUUGCUCCAUGAUCUGAACUGAAACUGAUCAUUUAAGAGUAUUAUAAAAACGGUUCUUUAAGGCUCUUAAGUAUCUGGAUUUGCUGCUUCAUUUCUCACUGCAAUGUCAUUUUAAUGUGAAACAUAAAAUAAAAUGAAAGCCCUUUUUGUUUUUUAAUGUUUUAGCAUUAAAUUCGUGGAGUGUCCAGAUAACUUUAGAUUAUUUCACCAGCAGGACUUUUAUGAAUGAAAAAAAACAUUGCCAUGAAACUACUGUUUUUAAAUACCAAACUCUAAAGAUUAAACUCACUCAUUCUCACUG
Molecule: messenger RNA, 1474 nt
Organism: Cyprinodon variegatus (sheepshead minnow)
Lineage: Eukaryota; Metazoa; Chordata; Actinopteri; Cyprinodontiformes; Cyprinodontidae
Gene: pgrmc1
Product: progesterone receptor membrane component 1
Exons: 3
Coding region: 23-568 (181 amino acids)
Cellular component (GO): endomembrane system; membrane
Source: RefSeq, a predicted model, not a curated record